Molecule: messenger RNA, 3079 nt
Organism: Vigna radiata var. radiata (mung bean)
Lineage: Eukaryota; Viridiplantae; Streptophyta; Magnoliopsida; Fabales; Fabaceae
Product: plastid division protein CDP1, chloroplastic
Exons: 12
Coding region: 338-2773 (811 amino acids)
Biological process (GO): chloroplast fission
Cellular component (GO): chloroplast inner membrane
Source: RefSeq, a predicted model, not a curated record
GAUAUAUAUUUGAGAAACACCAGAAAUUUCCACUUAACACGUUUAUGUUCUAAAUUUUCAUGUUAUAAUUUCCCUGAAAAUAUUCCUAAUUUUCAUUUUUUUUUUCCUCUUCAUUUUCCGUUGCAUUUUCGCUCCCUUCUUUUUUCCAACGUUUUCCAUACUCAUCACUUCGUUCUCACGUUUUCUGUUUCUCUACCAGUUUCAUUCCCAAACCGCCGACUCCACCUCGCGCAAUGCGUUCCUCUGAGCUCCAAUUCGAAGGGAACGCGCGUCGCGGAAGCUGAUUUAAGCGCUUUUCGCCGCUUAGGGUUUCAGGUCAGGGAAUGAGUGUGAGCUCAUGGCGUUCACUUACGCGGCUGCGAUCGCUCCCUCUCUCCGCGGCAUUGCUCGCAUCGGUUUUUGUGACUACAAGGUUUCGCUUGCCGGUUCUCACAGCGAAGUGAAUUCGGCGUCGUUUUGCGUUUCGUCGCGUGCGGGGAAGAAUGAUGUUUUGCUCGAGAGGAGGAAGUUGAAGUCGGCUGAUACUCGCGUUGCCGACAAUGCGCAGACGAAAUUCAGCGUUGGAAUUGAAAUUCCUGUUUCGUGCUACCAGCUCAUUGGUGUUCCUGAUCGGGCAGAGAAAGAUGAAAUAGUUAAGGCGGUUAUGGGUUUGAAAAAUGCAGAAAUUGAUGAAGGUUACACAGUUGAUGUUGUUGCAGCUCGUCAGGAUCUUCUGAUGGAUGUUAGGGAUAAGCUUCUUUUUGAGCCAGAAUAUGCUGGCAACCUGAGGGAAAAGAUUCCCCCUAAGUCCUCACUUCGAAUUACAUGGUCUUGGUUGCCUGGUGCUCUUUGCCUUCUUCAAGAGGUUGGAGAAUCAAAGCUUGUGCUAGAGAUAGGACAGACAAAUCUUCAGCACCAAAAUGCCAAGCCAUAUACUGAUGAUAUGAUUCUUUCUAUGGCGCUAGCUGAGUGUGCAGUUGCGAAGAUUGGCUUUGAGAAGAAAAAAGUAUCUCAAGGUUUCGAAGCUCUUGCUCGUGCCCAGUGUCUUCUAAGAAGUAAACCAUCUCUUUCGAAAAUGACACUGCUAUAUCAGAUUGAAGAAUCUCUUGAAGAGCUUGCGCCAGCUUGCACCUUGGAACUACUGAGCAUGCCACAGGCUCCUGAACAUGUUGAUAGAAGACGAGGUGCAAUUUCAGCUUUGCGUGAAUUGCUCAGGCAGGGUCUUGAUGUUGAAGCUUCAUGCCAAGUACAGGACUGGCCUUCCUUUCUGUGCCAAGCAUUUGACAGUUUGCUGGCUAGAGAGAUUGUUGAUCUUCUUCCUUGGGAUAACUUAGUCGUGAUGCGAAAGAAUAAGAAGACGAUUGAAUCACAGAAUCUAAAGGCAGUAAUAGAUUCUAAUUGUUUUUAUAGAGUUUUUAAAGCUCAUAUGGCAGUCGGGUUUUCCAGCAAGCAGAAAGAGUUGAUUAACAAAGCAAAAGGAAUAUGCGAAUGUUUGAUAGCUUCAGAGGGUAUUGAUUUGAAAUUUGAGGAAUCUUUUUGCUUAUUCCUACUUGGUCAGUGCACGGAGGCUGAGGUGGUUGAAAAGCUUAAACAACUUGAGUUAAACUCAAAUCCCAAAAAUAAUUCAGUCUUGGGGAAGGCAAUAAUGGAUGCUUCUGCCGUAAACCCAUCAUUGGAAAUUUGGCUGAAGGAUUCAGUUCUUGCAUUAUUUCCGGAUACUAAAGAUUGUUCUCCAGCUUUGGGCCAUUUCUUUAAUGCUCAGCAAAAAUUUUCUGGAAGCAAGAAUUCUAAAGGAGGAGCUCAACAAGUGUUGCCCACUAUAUGUCAUAGACCUCUAUCCUCAUCUGGUUCCUUGGAACGAAGAGAUGUUGAGGAAUCUCGCUCGUACAUGAGCUCUUCUCCUACUGUAGGGUUUGCUGUCAAGCAGCUGACUCCUACUGAUUUGCGGAGUUCAUUGCUAUCAGGUAGAAAUGAAAAUGUAAGCAAUCCUAUCGAGCCACCAGUUCAAGUGAAAAGGAACCUUGGUAGUCAUCGGAGUUCAGGAAUUUGGCAUGGUUACUUCCCUCAAGGACACAUAUUUGGAAGAAUAACAUACUUUACUGUAUUGGGUUGUAUUGCAUUUACUUCCAUUAAGUUGUCAGGAAUUGGCGUAAGCAAGACUCUUAUUGGUUCACAUUCGGCUUUUACUAAAGCAAAUGAUAACAUUAAUUGGACUUCAGAUUCAGCUGACAACCCUGUAGGCCCAGCUUAUAUUAGGCAAAGUACUGUGGCCAACAAACUGAAGAGGAUCCUUUUGAUGUUUAAGAUACAUGUGUUGCAGCAAUCAGGUGCCCGAAAUCAUGAUUUACGUCCGACCAGUACCUCGUCUUCUUCUAUUAAUAUUUCCAGAAGGCCAAUGCCUGUGGAAGAAGCAGAAACCAUUGUUAGGCAAUGGCAAACAAUCAAAGCUGAAGCUUUGGGACCUAGCCAUGAAGUUAGUUCCCUAGCUCAAGUUCUUGACGAAUCAAUGCUUGCUCAGUGGAACGGUUUGGCCACUGCUGCAAAAGAAAGAUCCUGUUACUGGAGAUUUCUUUUGCUCAAGUUAUCCAUCAUUCGAGCUGACAUUUUAUCAGAUAGAAAUGGAGCUGACGUGGCAGAAAUAGAAGCUCUCUUAGAGGAAGCAGCUGAACUCAUUGACGGUUCUCGGCAAAAGAACCCUAACUAUUAUCUCUCUUACAAAGUCAAGUAUGCUAUGAAGAGGCAAGACGAUGGAUCAUGGAAGUUCUGUGAAAAUGAUAUAAUAGAAACACCUUGACGUUUGGCUGAUUAUUACUAUAUGCCACGCCAGGGUAACUUAUGUUGCACACCUAACUUGGUUCCUCCCCUAACCUUUUGUUUUCUGGAGCCUUAAAAUUCAGAUACAGAUCUCCAUUCAGGUCAAUGAUGACACCUGAGUAUUUCACUUUACACAAUAUAAGAUCCUACACCCCCUCUUCUUUCUGAUCUUUACCUGUAAGAAAUUCAUUGGGAUUUAUAUGAUCCUAUUGAUUGAUUGGAAUUCAUUGUGAUGUAUCAGAAAAAAAAUGAAAAAAAUAACAUUUCUGAUUCAAUUUUAUUCUAA